This is a messenger RNA of Oncorhynchus tshawytscha (Chinook salmon), 1535 nucleotides long. RefSeq names its product zinc finger protein 346. Gene Ontology annotation, molecular function: zinc ion binding; nucleic acid binding. The record is from RefSeq and is a predicted model, not a curated record. The coding region runs from base 247 to 1152 and encodes 301 amino acids. The transcript is spliced from 7 exons. Lineage: Eukaryota; Metazoa; Chordata; Actinopteri; Salmoniformes; Salmonidae.
GUAGUUUUGAACCGUCAUCCAACUCGGAAUUCCAAAUCGGGGAACUCUAACCUCUUUCUAAACCUACAGCUCAGACUUUCCGUCAUGAAGAUCACAGACGUCAUGAUUUUACCUCGUUUUUCCCGAUUUCCAUUUUUAUUUUUAUUUUUUAUUUUUUCCCCCCCGAUUUCCAGUUGUCUUGAAAGCUAGCUCUUUGGUGUCGUCAGGAUUACGCAUGUGCCCGCUGCUGCUGACACGACAGAAAACAUGGCGCUCGAGGAACCAAAUGGAGAUUUUCCAUAUUUACCUUCAGGGGUGGCGGAGGUAAACAAAAUGAUAAAGGAGAAUGGUGACCUGUUUUCUGAUGCCCUGUGCAAAAUCUGCAGUGCUGUCCUGAAUUCUGACUCCCAGAAACUUGCACAUUAUCAGAGCAAAAAGCAUGCCAACAAAGUGAGACGCUACAUGAGCAUCCACAAAGAAGAGGAGCCCACCAUCAAAAGGUUCAAGUCGCCUUCGGGAGACAGUGCCAGCAGUAAUGGCGAGACGGACCGCUCCAAAGCCUGUCAUAUAUGUAACAUGACUUUCUCCUCUCCGGUGGUGGCUGAGUCCCACUACCAGGGCAAGGUGCACACCAAGAACCUGAGACUGAAGACCUUUGGCAACCAGACCCCAGUAGCACUACCUCAGGCUGUGGCCCCAGUGGUGAAAAAGAAGAAGAAGAAGAAGGAGGCUCAGUCAGAGGAGGCUAGCAACGUGGCAUCGUCAGGCCCGGCCGAGGACGACCAAGGCAACUUCUGUUCCAUCUGCCAUGCCUCGUUCAACAACCCCCUCAUGGCCAAGCAGCACUACGAAGGCAAGAAGCAUAAAAAACAGCUGACCCAGCAGAAGCUUAUGGAGACCUAUGGGCCAUCCACUGCACCAGCUUCCACAGUAAAGGGCUACCCAUGUACUGUAUGCAACAUCGAACUGAACUCUGUGGAACAGUAUCAGGCACACAUCAGCGGCUCCAAACAUAAGAACCAUGUCAGAGGGAAGAAAGUGAGCAGCCCGAUGUUCAUCGGCCAAUCGGAAAACAAGUACACAGCAGAAAACCAGCAGUCAGAGUACCAGUAUACACCUGAAGCCGAACCAGUACAGGAGGACUGGGGUGCUUUCAGCCAAGAUUACGAGUGACGAGCCUCCCAGUACCCCCCACCAACACCACAGUUCCCUCAGCUAGGGCCAGAAGGAUCACCUGACCAGGAAAAGCUCUAGGUCCUUGUUACAAUACAGGUUACAACUAGGAUCCAGAGUUUUUUUCUUUCUUUUUUUCUGUUCAUGUCAGGAAAAAUCCCUGGACAGAGGGCAGCCUAUAUGUGGUGUUCUUUCUGUGGUGUUGUAUCUGCCUCAUGGAUAAAUCUCAACUCCAGCUCUAUCAUUCUGUCUACUCCAUGUCUAAAUCCCAGUACAUGUUCAAUACCGGUCAAAAGUUUUAGAACACCUACUCAUUCAAGGGAUUUUCUUUAUUUUUACUCUUUCUACAUUGUAGAAUAAUACUGAAGACAUCAACUAUGAAA